This is a messenger RNA of Meyerozyma guilliermondii ATCC 6260, 3393 nucleotides long. RefSeq lists its product as uncharacterized. The record is from RefSeq and is a predicted model, not a curated record. Gene Ontology annotation, cellular component: nucleus; site of double-strand break. Gene Ontology annotation, molecular function: protein binding. The transcript has a single exon. The coding region runs from base 1 to 3393 and encodes 1130 amino acids. Gene Ontology annotation, biological process: DNA repair; proteasome-mediated ubiquitin-dependent protein catabolic process. Lineage: Eukaryota; Fungi; Ascomycota; Pichiomycetes; Serinales; Debaryomycetaceae.
AUGCUAUGCGUGCUCUCUGAGGUUGCUGGACCAAAGGGCAUUACAUGCUCCGACUUCAUUUCCACCCAAAAAUUAUCGUUACUUGUAACUGCAACAGUUGAAAGUGUCAAUUUUUAUGCGGUUCAAAAAGACCAAAAUUUCGUCCUUGUUGACAGUAUAAGGACAGAACUGCCAAUAUGGGCAAUGGCUCAUUCCGGUACUCUUCUAGCGCUUUUGACAAGAGACUUUAGGCUUCUUUUUCUCGACUUAAAUGAUGGUCUCAAAUGUAGGAAGAACAUCAAAUUGGACCAACGUGGACAACAGCAAUGCCUUGAUGGAAAGGCUACGAUUGUUGCGCUCGACGGAUGUUUCUUAUUUCAUUGUUUUCAAAACGUCGUGCUGAUCGUUUCUAUAGAAGAUCAGCCACUUGCCAGAAAGAGGGGCCGCACAACCGAAGGCUACACUUUACGUUCUUUUUCUAUUGGAAGCGUCCUGGUUCGGAGUAUACGAGCUUUGCUGGACAACUCAAAGGAUAACAUUGUGGCUAUUUUGUACAGAGACUAUAAUCUCAAUUUUUCACUCCGUUAUUACGAAGUGAAUCAUGCUCUGAAUAAGUUCAAAAUGGUGAAACAAUUUAGAGAGUUUGCCGAGCCUAUCGACCAAAUAAUGACACCAGAAGUGGGAGGGGUAGUUGUGUUCUCCACAAAACAUGUAUUCUACUUCCCGAGUCCUCAUAUAUCAUAUCUUGAACUCACUAACGAUUCUCGAGACCCAAAAAUAUCAGUGAGUUAUGAUAACCAAACUAUCACAUCUUCACUAUCAACUACCAUUGACAACAUCCUGUGCUGUACAAACAUAGAUUUUUCAAGGUCGUUGCUUAUUUCCAAUAAGGGCACUGCCUAUGUGUUACUUUUACAAGCCAUCAGUCAAAGAGAUUCAGUUGCGGUCCUGUCCCUCGAUCUUGUGGAACUAGGAAAAACCACCGUACCAACUAGUGUCCACCACUUGACUGGGAGCCUUUUCUUUGCAUCAUCCAGAUUAUCUCAAUCACUAUUUUUCAACGUUCGGGUUUCUGCCCCUCAUAUUACCGUUCAGAAGUUCAUGCCAUCGUCUCCACCUAUACUUGAUAUAAGUCUUGCAAAAACCAAAAGCAAAUUACAACUUUUGACUUGUCAAGGAGGCACGAAUAGCGGAGAAUUACGACAAUUUCUGGAUGCAACAGUCCUGCUCAAGUCCAAAGAAGAUCCUAUUAAUGUAGGAAAGAAUGCCAAUAGACUCUUGAAGAUUUUUGAUGAUGGGACGAAAUGCAUAUAUGGUGUUUACGAUGUACUAGGGGAGAUGAUAGAAACAGUUCAAUCUGAAAAAGGUGAGAGUGGGUGGCUGAUAGCAACCGGAACCACAAACUUGAGCCAGAUAGCAACGUCUGAGUUUCCGGUAAUUACCAGGAAACAGAUCUUUGACGAAUCUGGGGAGACACAAGUUUCUGUCGUUAAAAGCAAGCUCUUGGCCAAUGGAGCAUAUGCGUAUAUUGCCCAGGGAGGGCAAUUGGUUCUCAAGCACAAUGGUAAAUUCCACCACUCAAAGCAGCUUGGUGACCAGGAAAUCUCUCUGUUUGAUGUCCAAGAUUUAGGAGAUUCUCAUUAUAUCCUCUUGGUGUGUUUCUGGGACGGUUCAUUUUGUUUUCUUGAAGCUGAUUCCGAAGACUUCGAAACAUGCUACAGCAGUAAAUUCUCCAGCGGGCAUGGAAUAGCAGAUUGUGCCUUGGUCUACGAUAAGUAUCGAGACAAACGGACUAUCUGGGCAAUCAUCACAUCAGCCCAAGGAGAUCUAAUUCAAAUCAAUAUCGAUUGGGCCAAAGGUACUCCCCGAGACUCUAAGACUGUCGUUUCAAAUUUGGGAACAUUUCCAUUAUCUAUUGCAAGUGGAAGCAAUUUCACUGUAUUGUAUCACGAGGAUGUGGCAUUCUACCUCCAUUUUGAUGAAGCGACGGAAUUUUUUUUUCCUUGUCCUCUACUCAAGGAUCAAGAUAUUUGCUUCACGGACGUGCACAUUUUAAGCUCUAAAAGUCUUGCAGUACUCUUUGGGUCAAAAGUGUUCAUUUUCUCGGCCGUGACUGAUAAAGCUGCGUUUCCCAUACGUACCUUGUUCAGCGACCAUUUGUGUAUAAAGAUACUAAGUGUCACUGAGCGGUCUUCCAUAGUACUCUGCAGAGAGUACCAAACAAAUGAUCAGCUGUUCUUUUUAAAGUUGGUGGAUACCGUCAGCAUGAGCGAGCUUCAUCGAUUGCCAGUUGGUAGCGACCAAGUUGUCGACAUAAUCUCGUUACCAGGCGCUAGUGAUAUACCCAGAAACUCAUUUGCAGUGCUUCAAAACUCCCGCGAUAACGACAUCAUCAAGUGUUACAGAUUGAAGAAGAAUCGAAUCAUAGAAAUGACAUCGAUUGUCGAGGGAAUCAUAGAUUCAUCAAGACUAACGCUAGACUCUGUUGCAUUAUUGAAUGCCGAUGAGCUAACGUUUGUGUUGUCAGGGAACCUCAAUUUUGCGGCUAGGUUGACACCCAACGAAAAUAAGUUUAUCUGGGAGAUAAUCGAACCGUCAGUUGCUCAGAGUCGAGGUUUCACACAAGUAAGCGCCAUAGACGAUGUGGCAAUUUUUGGAGAUUUGUCCCGAGGAAUCACCUUAUCUCGGUCCACCUAUAGCGAAGGUGAUGAAACAACCUUGAACACCACCUCUUUUCCCAUUAAACUUGAGUACGAACCCUGGUUCCUCAGUGCUCUCGAGGCGUACAAACUUGAUGGUGGUACGCAUUUUUUUCUUGGAGAUUCAACGGGGAACUUUUCAAGCAAUACUGUGGAAGAAAAUUCCGUAUCGACAUCAUAUGCAUUCAAUAUUGGCCAACCAAUCAAUGUUCUCAGGGCCCUUCCCUCUUCCCAAACGGUGUCAGAAGAAGGUGCAAUUUGGCCAGUUAUUGAGCCACUUGUGCACCAAACGGGCAUAGUAGGAACCUCAGAUGGGGGAAUAUACUGUGUUUCCCAUCUCAUCAGCGAUGAAACGUUGGACGAUUUGCAACCAACGUUACUCAAGUGCCAAGCAGAGCUUGUUGCAAACCAAGAAGUGCUUGAGACUCUGGCAACAAAGGGAGCAAAAUUCGCUGCCUGGACCUCGAAACGAGACUGGACUCAUUUGAGGAUUGACGAUAAAGGCAACAACUACUCCAAACCUCAUACUGGACUUCUUGACAGCAUAAUCAUGAGAAGAUGGCUCGAGCUCGAUAGUAAUCUUCGAGCUUAUGACCAGCGAGGAAUUGCCUCAGAAGAAGCUUUAAGGUCUUUGAAGGAGGCACUCAAAACAUGCUACAAGAACAAACCUUUGAUUCAAAGACUCGUCUACGAAGCUACCUUCAGAUGUACAUAG